Messenger RNA from Aphanomyces invadans, 1009 nucleotides. RefSeq lists its product as hypothetical. The record is from RefSeq and is a predicted model, not a curated record. The transcript is spliced from 4 exons. Bases 7 to 831 code for a protein of 274 amino acids. NCBI's taxonomy places the organism in Eukaryota, Oomycota, Saprolegniomycetes, Saprolegniales, Verrucalvaceae.
AACGAAAUGAAGCGGCGGCACGGAAGCGAUUCGGAUCGGCAUGAUACGACCGUGACAGCGUCGGAUCAAACCUUCUUUGACACGCAUGGAUACCUCCUGCUGCCUCAAUCCCUCAGCGCUGCUCAACUAAGUGAGCUUCGGGAAGAAUGCGACCAAUUGUACGCCCACACGUCAGCCGACGACCUUGUCGACAUGGGCUGCGUGUUGGACAUUUUCGCGUCUGGCAACCGCACGCAGCGUUCUCGAGUCGACCUAGAAGCUUACGUCGCCCUUCGCAACGCGUUGGUCCAUCGACCAUUGUCCAGCGAUCUGCAGGCACUGCUCUUUGACGAGCUGCCCGCCAACAUGCAAGCGCUACUUCCACAUGGUACUGGCCCAUUCGUGUACUUCUUCAACGAGCAUUACGUGGUCAAACCACCGCAGUCCAACGUCGAGUUUCGAUGGCACCAGGACGACACAGAGCAACUCGGGAUGUGCGUCCACCGCGAAUCCAUUCCAUGGUACCUCUCAGCAUGGAUAGCGCUUGACGACGUGACAUCGACGAACGGCGCGCUGCAGUUCCGGGCGCUCCAAGGCCCCGACCAUUGCAGCUCCGAGCCUGUUCUAGCGUCUGCAGGGUCCAUUCUCGCAUUUCGGUCGGACGUGUGGCACUUCUCGGCCGCCAACACGUCGGAUGCGAUCCGAAGGGCGUUUUACGUGCAGUACUCGCCGGUCCCGAUAACGAGUCGCCCUUCGUCCAAAGCUCCCCUCUGCUGUGCGAUUCCUCUUCUGCCUCAAAUCUCAGACACCAAAUCUGCUAAGCGCCCGUCGAACGCGACAAAGACAACAUGAAGCAAUAUCCCCACGCGCAUAAAGUCAAACACCAUGCCGGGCGCCCUUGCCAUCGCGCUUGCAAAACAUCGCUCGAGCCAAAGAAUUCAACUACAAACCAUAGGAUGGCGUGUGCAGGAUGGCCUGCAUGCUGAUGAACGUGUAGCGAGAGCCAAUGUAUUCGUCUGCUCGUACAGGA